Gordionus sp. m RMFG-2023 is the source of this 591-nucleotide messenger RNA. RefSeq lists its product as uncharacterized. The record is from RefSeq and is a predicted model, not a curated record. Gene Ontology annotation, molecular function: nucleic acid binding. Gene Ontology annotation, biological process: DNA integration. The coding region runs from base 1 to 591 and encodes 196 amino acids. The transcript has 3 exons. Lineage: Eukaryota; Metazoa; Nematomorpha; Gordioida; Chordodea; Parachordodidae.
AUGGCAUCGGUUUUCCAAGGUUUGGAAGGGAUAUUUUAUUACAUGGAUGAUGUGUUGGUCACUGGGGCUACGCCAGAUCAACAUAACAUCGUCUGGAAGAGGGUUUUGAUGCACAAUGACUACCAUGUCGUUGUGACAGUAUGUUUCAAUAACGAUUUGGAAAUCAGUAUGGCAGUAGAUGCCUCGAAUAAAGGGGUUGGUGGAGCGUUAUUACAUGUAAUAGAGGGCUUAGAGAGACCCAUCAUAUUUUUCUCGCGAGUUUUUCGAGAUGUUGAAACGAGGUAUUCUGUGAUUGAACAGGAGGCCUUGGCCGUUAUUUUUGGGUUGACAAAAUGUCGUGAAUAUUUGAUUGUGGUAGAUUCAUUUUCCAAGUGGAUAGAAUAUGCAGAAGUGUAUGGUUAUACCACUAAAAUAGUUAUCAAAAAAUUAAAGGAAUUAUAUGUCCGAUUCGGUUUUCCCGACACGAUAGUGUCUGAUAGGGGUCCCGCCUUCGUAAGUGAGGAGUUCAGUUUUGUGCUGUGUCACAGACCCAGCAUAUUCUUACGCCGCCGUAUCAUCCCAGCUCGAAUGGACAAGCUGAGAGGAUGGUAG